AUGGAGAUGUCAUUCCGUUUCCCCUUUCCCGUCAAUGACCCGCGAAUGCAUCGCGAGGAGGAACUAACUCUGGCGAGAGUCGCUUCUCAGCGAGGCGCCAAUGGACCUUCUCCCCUGGGCACUCCCCUACCGCUUGAGGCGCGAAAGGAGGCCUCCACUGAACCUACGACACCAUCCCCCUUACCGACGACCAAGAGGAAAUGGGUAUUUGCCGACCCUGUGGCCUUUAGAUACCUAGAGAGCGAUCCGUCGGUCACGGUUCUCGAGCGGCGAGGAAUAUUACAGGGAUACGAGCUAUACUUGGUCGAACAAUGGGCAUGUUCACGGAAAUCGCCAACGCUGGUCAUUGUCACAUACACAGGUGACCCGAAGCAUCAGGUUGUCGUUGGGGUGCUGGCCGUCCCUGCGGACGAGAGCAUGUGGUCCGACCGCUUGCGAUUCUACUUCAAGGCCAUCCACCAGUAUCAUGCCCGUCCGAAGGAAACGCCAUUGGGCGACGUGAUGGUCACGAACCUCAGCAGCUUCCCCUCAGCUCUGACAGUCAUACCCGUACCUGAAGGCGACAUUCGCACACACCGCCAGGCCUUCAUCGUCAAUGAGAACCUAAAGCGACUGGGAUGCUCUGGGCGAUCUGGCAUGAAUCUUUCAGACCCCACACCUGCAACGCAGGCCAAAUUUUACCAGCUGUACAGGACAAGCGAGAAGGUUCCCAUUGCCCAGUCGGCAGUGGAGCUUGUCAAAUUAUGCCAAGUCUCUCUCUUCAUGUUCGGAAAACUGGACAUGGAGUACAUUGAUGGUUUACUCUGCGACAAAACUGAGGAGUCCAUCGGAAACUGGUGGACGGAGAUUGGCGCCGAGUGCUACAAUGUUGAGCCUACAGAUGGUAUUCUGGGGCCGACGACAACCGCAGCCCUACUCGGGCUGCUCAUGGGCGCCAGAAAUCGACUACACUACUACGGCGCACCGGUUUCCAAGGACGUGUUCGAUAUUGAAAGUACGAAAAGGGGCAUCGGUUACUUCCAAAAGGCGUACAAGCUUGAGCGGACGAGACGGCUGGAUCGUCCGACAAUUCUCAAGCUUCAUUCCGUCACAGCCAAAGCUGCUGCUGGUGAAGGCUGGGGCGUGCAAAAGGCCGUCAAGUCUACCGUCGCCGAAAUCGGCGGCAAAAGGGGCGAGCUGGUCAUCGGCAUGGUCGGUGGGAAAGACAAGGCCGGCAUAGCUGAUAUUGAGACGGUUGACAUUGACAAGUUCAUUGCACUGGCUUACGGUGAGCGCGCAAAGUGGCUCUGGUACGGGAAGCCCAGGAGAGCAGCGCCAGAACUACAGGAGAAACCAACAGACGUGGCGCAGCCGCUCUUCGGAAAGGAUGAGAUCGCACCGCCGUCUAGCAAGCGAACGCAAUCGUUGCCGCUGGAGGAGGAACUUCAGAGACAAAAAGAAGAGUCACCUGGCGUUUACUCAACCCCAGCGCCUGCUUCAGCUGUUAGUGUGGUUGACGGCUCGGGCGAGAAAGACGCGCUUAGGAAGACAGUCUUCAAAUCGGUUGCUGGCAGAGUCAGUGAUGCCAAGUCUGGUCUGGGGCGCAUCAAAGAUGUUGUCGGUACUGGCCUGAGAGGCCACGCGAGUCGCCCUAGUAGAGACGAGUUCGGCGAAAAUGGCUACAACAGCGCUCCCGGUAUCUCGGCUUUGGCGCAGUCUUCAGCAACGUUGUCAUCUCCAGUCAUGGUUGGUAAGGCCUUCACAUGGAAAAACAAGCCGGGGGAGUACAUGGAUGCUUUUAAGAAAGAGGCAGAAGCUGCGCAGGAGUUGCGGGAAUCAUCGCAGGAGCUUGAAAAAGUUCCUGUGACUGCCAGGCCUACGCGCGAGGCAUCAGACCCAAGCUCGACGCAUGUCGAGACCGAGAAAUUCUCAACACCCCCCAAUGGCCCAAUCAAGGACGAGGCAGAUCGGAUACAAACAUCGGUAGCCGGGUCUGUGGUUGAUGAGGCCGAUCUUCAUGGCCCCUUUGAAGCAGAACGAACUAGCAACACUGCUGUUAGCUUCCUCCAACGGCGACACAGUGUCGCUGUUUCCAGACUCUCGUACAAGCAUCCCUUGAACGAAGCUCGCUGGCCUCGGCGGCUGUCAUUUGGAGAUGCGGAAGAAGCGGUCCUAAGAUGGGAGGAAAUCACUGGAUUAUAUGACGAUAAGCACUUCUCUACCGCCGACGCAUUGCAGCAGCAAGCCAGUCUGGCCGAGUUUGCCCGAAGCUUAUACGAUUCCAUCGCUACCAUCAAACGUGAGGUCAACCCAUGGGUUGAGUCAAAGGUCAAGGCCGUAGAUGCUUUAGACGAGCACUACAGCCGCGAGCAAGAGGAUUUGCAGAACCUCUACUACCAGCUCAGCGAGGCAUAUCACCGCGUCAAGCAGAGCUCGACAGAGCUCAUCGCCGAAGAGCGCGCGCACAUCACCGAAGCUAUUAAGGAGGUCGAGGUACUCGUGGCACGACUCGAAUACGAAAUCAACGGACUCGUGAGCAAGGUAGACGAUGUUGAGGACGGAGUCAGGCUAUUCGAGAGACAAGUCGAGGAUGUGGAGAAGCGCGCCGAGGAGCUGAAGUCGACGCUAGAGACGGAAAGCUGGGCGCACUGGUUCGUACGGACGCUGACGGGUAUCGGUACGGGGCCCAAUAUCACGAGGGGGAGGUGA
Colletotrichum orchidophilum is the source of this 2688-nucleotide messenger RNA. RefSeq lists its product as uncharacterized. Lineage: Eukaryota; Fungi; Ascomycota; Sordariomycetes; Glomerellales; Glomerellaceae. The record is from RefSeq and is a predicted model, not a curated record. The transcript is spliced from 2 exons. Gene Ontology annotation, cellular component: Sin3-type complex. The coding region runs from base 1 to 2688 and encodes 895 amino acids.